AUGCGUGCGCUUGUGGCGUUCUUGGCCCUGCUGGGCGCUGUGUUCGCCAAGCGGGAGCACAGCGGCCGGGAGACGACGCCGAAUCUGAUGCUUCUGCUGGCAGAUCAGUUCCGCUUCGACUUGCUGGAGGAGGAGUCUCUGCCCAACUUGCGGCGGCUGGGACAGGAGGGCGCCAGCUUCCAGGCGCACUACUCCUCCACGCCCACCUGCACCCCGGCGCGCGCGGCGCUGCUCACCGGGCGCUCCCCCUGGGGCCACGGCAUGCUGGGCUACGGGGCGGUCGCUCCGAGGUAUGAACUGGAGAUGGCGAGGGCGUUGGAGCAGCACAGCGCUGUGGUGGGGAAGAACCACUUUGGCUGGGACAGGAGAACCCAAUCGCCCAAGGCCCAUGGGUACCAGCACCUGCAGAUCUACGACGGCCUGGGCAACGGCUUUGUGAACGGCAGCGAGUUCGACGACUACGACCAGUGGUUCCAGCAGCAGCUCCCCGGGCAGGACCCCUUGCGCAGCGGCGGUCUCGACUGGAACUCCUGGCGGGGAGCUCCCUACGACUUCGAGGAGAAGUUCCACCCCACUGCCUGGACGGGCCGGAGGGCCCGUGAGGCGCUGCAACACUUCGCCGCAGCAGGUGAUCCCUUCUUCUUGAAGGUCUCCUUCCACCGGCCCCACAGCCCCUACGACCCCCCGCGGCGCCUGCUUGACGCCACGCCCCCGCCGAAAUCUGCUCCGGCAAAAGCCGCGGACCAAUGGGACGACCACUUCCGGAACUGCUCGCAGCAAGGUGAACAGGACGCCUGGUGCGGGGAGGUGGCGCCCGCGGCUCUGAACCUCACGCGCCGGGCCUACCGCGCCAGCGCCCGCUUUGUGGACGAGGAGGUGGGCCGGAUCAUGCAGGAGUUGGAGGGCUUAGGCUUGAAGGAGAAGACCUUCAUCCUCUUCACCUCGGACCACGGGGACCAGCAGAUGGACCACUUCCUCUGGCGCAAGGGUUACCCCUACGAGGCGGCAAGUCACAUCCCGCUGCUGCUGCGGUGGCCGGAAAGCAUGGAUCUGGGGCCGCGUGGCGUGAAGGUGUCGGAGGUCACAGAGCUGCGCGACAUCUUCCCCACCUUCCUGGCGGUUUCGGGCCUCUGGAACGAGACCCUGGCGCAGCACAUGGAGGGCCGACCCCUCACUCAGCUCCUGCGCACCGGAAAGUCGCAGUGGCGCAAAUGGGUGGACUUAGAGCACGAUGUGGUGUACAGCCCGGAGAUCCAUUGGAGUGCCCUCACAGACGGGCGGAUGAAGUUCGUAUUCCUGGCUCACACUGGCGAGGAGCAGCUCUUCGACCUCCAAAACGACCCCUCGGAGACCCACAACUUGGCGAAGGAGCCGUCGCAUGCCUCGGAGCUGCGCACCUGGCGCGAGCGCAUGGUGCGGCAGUUCGAAGCGGAAGACCGGGGCGAGGAGUGGGUGAGCGGCGGACGGCUGCAGGUACGGCAGCAAAGCUGUCUGUAUGGGCCCAACUACCCUCUGCCGACCAAGAACUGCCGCCUCGUGGCUCCACUCGCAGAGAUUGUCUGA
Effrenium voratum is the source of this 1563-nucleotide messenger RNA. The record is from the annotation of a GenBank genome assembly. NCBI's taxonomy places the organism in Eukaryota, Dinophyceae, Suessiales, Symbiodiniaceae.